Rana temporaria (common frog) is the source of this 3445-nucleotide messenger RNA. It is a transcript of the gene HIRIP3, whose product is annotated as HIRA interacting protein 3. Bases 61 to 2955 code for a protein of 964 amino acids. The transcript has 7 exons. Gene Ontology annotation, cellular component: nucleus. The record is from RefSeq and is a predicted model, not a curated record. NCBI's taxonomy places the organism in Eukaryota, Metazoa, Chordata, Amphibia, Anura, Ranidae.
CGCCCCGCCAAUACACGCAGGGUGGGCGGAGCGCGGGACCCCGGGUCUGAAGGUUUAAACAUGGCGGGAGAGAUCGGGCGGGAGAUGCGGCCCUUCGUCCGGCAGCUCUUCCAAGGCAGUCCGGAUCUCAGCGUCCUCUCCCAGUCUGUGGUGCGCUCCAAGUUCCUGGAUCAUUGUAAGCGAUCGUCUCUGACUGCAGAGGAGCGCCAGACACUGAAGAAGAUCGUGGAGGAAGAGCUGCUGAGGAUGCAGGACGAGGAUGCCAGCGAUGACGAGCCUUUGAUUAAUAUGCAGAAGAGGGCACGGCAAGACAGCGGAGAUGACGUAAAGGAGAGCGCGGAGCCGCCUGGGAAAAGGAGGAAACCGCUAGUAGAUGGCAUUGAGUCAGGAGAGGACUCCGGGAUUGAGCAAAGAGAUGCCAAGAGAAUGUCCAGCAGUUCCCCAGAGGCUCCAACUUCCAAAAAAGGGGACGUGACCCCACAGAAGAUGGAACAAGACGUAGAGAGUGACAGUGAUGGCAAAGAGGUCCUGUCUGAGGAAGGCGCAGGCGACAAGAGUAAGAAAAAGCAGGGAACAGGACCGCAAAAUCCAUCCGCAAGAAAGAGCGCGGUAAAGGCUGAGAAUUCAGAAUUGAGCAGCGGCGACGAGGACGUUACUUCCAAAAAAAAGCUGAAUGAGGAAUCCGAUGGGGAGGAUGAAGAGCCCCCUGAAAACAAAAAGACUUUGCACUCUGACAGCGAAGACAGUGAUGGAGCAAAAAAUAAAAAGAGCGCGCAGAGUGAGGAUUCCGACAGCGAGGAAGAAAUGACACUUUCCAAACUGAAAACCUUGGAGGCUGAAAGGAAGGAGAAAUCCACGGACAGCAAGGAUAAGCCGAAGAAAAAGGUCCAAGCCAAACCGAAACCCAAACCGAAGCCCAAACAAGCUGCUGCCAAGCCAGGGAAGAGACCACAGAAGAAAGAGAUGGCCCACGAAAGCGAGGCAAGCAGUGAAAACGAGGAUGAAGAGAAGGGGAAGGGUAAGAAAGACAGCGAUGAAGAGGGAAGAAAGAAGGGACAGAAAAAAGAGAGUGAUGGUGAGGAGGAAAGUCCAACCAAAAGGAGAAUGAAGACGACCAUGCUAAGAAAAGUGAGCGCACUGAAAGCAAGUAACAAGAGGGAGAGUGCGGCCAAGAGAAAGCCAAAGGAGGAGAGCGACAGCGAGGAGGAGGAGAGCGACAGUGAGGAGGAGGAGGAGUACACGCCCAAGAGGAGAGUAAAGGCUGCGCCGAAAAAACAGAGCGACAGUGAGAAGAAGCGCACACCCAAGAGGAAAGUAAAGGCUGCACCGAAAAAACAGAGCGACAGUGAGGAGGAGGAGGAGGAGUACACGCCCAAGAGGAAAGUAAAGGCUGCAUCAAAAAAACAGAGCGACAGUGAGGAAGAGAAGUACACGCCCAAGAGGAAAGUAAAGGCUGCAUCAAAAAAACAGAGCGACAGUGAGGAGGAGAAGUACACGCCCAAGAGGAAAGUAAAGGCUGCACAGAAAAAACAGAGCGACAGUGAGGAGGAGUAUACGCCCAAGAGGAAAGUAAAGAAGACUGCUUCCAAGAAACGUAGUGACAGCAAGGAGGCAGACAGUCCAGCUAAGAGAGCACCAAGGAAGGCCACAUCAAAACAAUAUAGUGAGAGCGAGGAGGAAGAGAGUCCGGCCAAGAGGACAGCAAAGAAAACCACAUCAAAGAAACAUAGUGACAGUGAAGAGGAAAAGAGUCCGGCCAAGAGGACAGCAAAGAAAAACUCAUCAAAGCAAUCUAGUGAGAGCGAGGAGGAAGAGAGUCCGGCCAAGAAACAGUCUCUUAAAGACAGUGACAGUGAGGAGGAAGAGAGUCCGGCCAAGAAACAGUCUCUUAAAGACAGUGACAGUGAGGAGGAAGAGAGUCCGGCCAAGAAACAGUCUCUUAAAGACAGUGACAGUGAGGAGGAAGAGAGUCCGGCCAAGAAACAGUCUCUUAAAGACAGUGACAGUGAGGAGGAAGAGAGUCCGGCCAAGAAACAGUCUCUUAAAGACAGUGACAGUGAGGAGGAAGAGAGUGCGGUCAAGCCUGCAUCAUCAAAGGCCAGCGACAGCGAGGAGGAAAAAAAGAGCCCAGCAAAAGCAUCUAAAGAGAGUGAUAGUGAUAUGGAUGAGGAUGACAAGAGUUCAGUGAAAAAAGGAUCAAAUAAAGAGACUGACAGUGAAGGAGAAGAGCGUUCUGCAAGGAAAAAGAAGAGCAGCAGCGAGGAGGGCACCAGAAGAAAGGAAAAAUCGACCAAGCAAACCAGCAGACCGACUGGGACCAAAAAAACAGCCAAUGACAAAGCGGAACGCAGCAAAGGUGGGAAGGGUAAGAAGGCGUCAAAGGGCAGCGACUCCCAUGACAGCGAUGAGAUGAGCAAGGAUAAAGGCAAAGAUGACAAAGACAGCGAUUUGUCUGACGUGUCCGAAGAUGGCAAAAAAGGCAAAGAUGCCAAGAAGAACAGCAAGAGCACCUCCAAGGAAGAUCACCCGCACAUCAUUCGGCUGAAGAAAUACAUCGUGUCCUGCGGGACUCGGAGGAACUACAAGAAGCUGUUUCAGAACUGCAAAUCUGUGAAAUCCAUGGUGGAGGUGCUGAAGAAGGAGCUGGAGGACCUGGGGGUGAAAGGAAAUCCGAGUCUGGAAAAGUGCCGCAUCGUGCGACUGAAGAGGGAGGAGGCGGCUGAGCUGGCCGAACUGGACACCAGUAACAUCAUCGCUGUGGCCGGACGCCCCCGGCGCCGUAACACCUGGAACCCCUAUAAGGCUUCCUCGUCUCUUGACGCUGCUCUUCCUCCCACCUACCGCAAGGAGCUGUCCUCUGACUCCGAGGCGGAGGAAGGACCCCCCCGCAAGAAGAAGCCCAUGGAUUGGUCCGGUUUAAAGGGCAUCAUCAGUGACGAUGGCGACAGCGAAUAAUCUAUGCUUCUUGCCUAUUUUAGGACAUCUGAGAACAUGUGACUAUUCUUUCUGCAGACAAAUCUGUAUUCCUUUCUAGCGCCCCUUAGUGAUGGAUCAGCAGAACUGCAAGCUGAAAAGUAAGGUCGCAGUAAUUUUAUCAUUGUGCCAAAAUUCUUCAUUUGGAUCUGUUACCUGCAAGAACCACUUAGUUUUUUGUUUUCUGGAGGUUGGAACAGAACGGAGCCUGUGAAUUGUACCAUGUCUGAGGCACACAUUGCCUCACGUCUCAUCCAUGUGAUGAGUCCCUGGCAGAGAUCUAGACUUCAAUGAACUGUUGGUGCCAAAUGAAGGAUCUUGAACAAGUAAAGGGAAUCUUGGUUGCGGAGACUUGGACACUUUUGAUGAACAAAUGGGUUUCUUUUAAAGCAGUGAUCAUCAUCCCUGUCCUCAGGGCCCACUAACAGGCCAGGUUUUAUGGAUUACCUUGGGGAGAUGCAGACUAGAAUAC